GCAAGGAAGCCCUUGUCCUUGCACGCGGACCCGUUACUUCAAAGCAGUCAAAACGUUUCCCAAAAUGCUAGAGAAACCCGGCACAAAGUAUCCCGAGUCGGAUGACUGUGAUUCUCUGCCGCCACCGCCACCACCUGAUGACGACUCGUAUUUCGAUGAUGACGAUCGGCUUUCGCAUGGACACCAUCAUCACCACCAUCACCAUCACCAGCAGCAGCAGCAACAGCAACACCUUGCCCAUCUAGCACAGGCGGCCAAUCACAAUGGGUUGCAUCUACCGGCCCAGCAACAGCUUCCGGUAGGGCAUCGUCAUCACUUUGCCACCGGUACGCCUCCACCAGUGCUCGAUUCCGAUCUGGAUGCGAGCCUCAAGAAGGACCGGAAGCUGCGCUCCAACUCAGACAGCUCCAACGCUACUUCAAACGGUGGAGUUGGAGGUGGUGGAGGAAGCAGUGGGAAGCACAAGAAUGGGUUAGGUGGUGGCGGCAAAGCAGCAAACGGUGGGCACGGUCAUCAUCAUCAUCAUCACCAUCAUCACCAUCACAGCCGGGGUGCAAUGCAUCCGAAGAGCAGUCGUGCCGAGUCAGUCCUGUCAAGCGAUUCGGAUAUUCGGUUUACUCGGCGCAAACUGGGCGACAAUCAAAAGUGUGGUUGUGCUCUUAUUGCAGGCUUUCUGCUGAUUUUGCUGUGUGCGGGCGCAAUCGUUUACGUUGGCUACACCUAUCUACGACCGGAGCCAUUACCGGAUCGGAUAUUUCGCGCACGUUUGCGCGUGAUCGAGGGUGAUCGAUGGACGCCGGAGCUGGCGGAUCAAAACACGCUACGGUUUCAACAUCGCGCCCGGGACUAUCGGGAACGCAUCAAUCUCAUCAUGCGUCGAUCGGAUCUACGCGAACCGUUCGAGGGUAGUGAAAUACUUGCACUGGAUGGUAACGAGGAACCAGGUGAUCUGACGUUGCACUUUGCGCUUUACUUUGAUCCGUACGCUGAGCUAGUUUCGGCGGCAGAUUUACGGUCUAUUCUACUGGAAGAGAUUACCGGCCAGGAGCGGAAGUACUUUCGCAACCUGACCAUCGAUCCCAACAGUCUCGUGAUUAAGGAGGUAUCGGGAACGGGUGAUGAUAUCGUCGGUACGUCAUCCUCACCGCUAGGUGGCAAAGAUGAGGUAACUGUGGAGAUCGUGACAACUGCCCGCCCCCCUCGGAAGUGUGAACCACUCCGAUUAGGGUACUGUCGCUCAGUUGGCUACAAUGUAACGACCUAUCCGAAUUUCUUCGGACACGGGUCCCUCGAGGAGGUCGAAGCAGAUCUAAUCUCGUUCCGGGAGCUAGUCGAUGCCGAAUGCUUCCGGCAAGCGUUCGACUUUAUCUGCCGACUGUUGCAACCACCUUGUGAGUAUCGUAGCAUUGAGGAACCUACGCCCGGCAUGGUAUGCCGUCAGUACUGUCAGGCGUUCUGGUCCGGAUGUGGAGAACGUUUGCCGGAGCGACUGCGCCGUUACCUCGACUGCGAACGCUUUCCUGAGUCAACGGGUAUACAGUCGUGCCACAGCAAACCAGGAUGCACGGGUGAACUGCAGGCAAAUGCCCUGUCGUCGCGGUUAUGUGAUGGCGUAGCGGACUGUGCUGAUCUGUCGGACGAGAACACCUGUACGUUCUGCGCUUACGGGGCGAUCUCGUGUGGACGGAGCCGUACUUGCUACGCACGCAACGCACGCUGUGAUGGAAAGUUAGACUGUCCCGACGGUAGCGAUGAGAAGGAUUGCCUUUCCAUUUCGCCGCAGGUUAGCUUCCUCACCUUUCCACCACCAAUCGUACCUUUCCGACCACGGUUCUACUCUGAGGGUUAUGCUGUGUUUUCGGAGAAGGGCACCACCGGCAAGCUGUGCUCAGUUGGCAUGGAAGGCAACGAGUACGUGCGCAACACGGUCGCCGAGUCACUGUGCAAGGCGCUAGGAUAUGAACGGGUUGACUAUUCGGAGAUUCGCAACGAUACGGAACCGAACACGAGCUAUGUGCGGGUGCUGGAUCCUCGGGCAUCCGAGAUUUCGUUUGUACGCACUCAGUGCCAGAGCAAACAGUCGCUCUACGUCGCCUGCAGCCAUCUGGAGUGCGGUGUUCAAUCGACACUACCAGCGACGCAAAACAUUGGACUAUCGAAGAUGGCAACACCGGGUGAUUGGCCGUGGCAUGUAGCUCUUCUACGAGCGGAUACGCACGUCUGCGAUGGAACGUUGGUCUCGAAAGAUUGGGUACUCACGACGGAGUCAUGCUUCCAAGGACAGGCAAAGGCAACAUGGAUGGCUGUGUUUGGAGCAGUGAGACUUUCCUCUAAUGCACCCUGGACGCAACGGCGUCGCAUAAUCGGAAUGGUAAAGUCUCCGGUAGAGGGUAGCACAGCGGCAAUGGUACGUCUGGAAACGCCAGUCGUCUAUUCAGACUUUGUGCGACCGAUCUGCCUGCCUGAUAUACCGCUAAAGGAAACCAUUGACCGCAGCGAUAACAACGUAACACCGACACCACACGCUGAAAAGUACUCAACAAGCAAGGGUGGCAAGGUGAGUGUCCGUAAAUUGAAGGAAUACCGUCAGUACUUCGAGAUGCCCGGCGAUGAUGAGCUAGUGACCGAUGAAUACGGCGAUUUAAACGAAGCAGCAAAGUACGUCAAUCAGUACAGUGCUGACUUUACUGACGAGCAGUAUCACAUCCCGAAGGCCGAGGCAGCUGUCGCUGGAACGCACGGGCGUACGACUGUUUCCUCCGUGCCUGGUAGUGUGCCUGUCGGACCCGCAGCCUAUCCACUGCCCGCAAACUCACCUCAAACCAACAACUACAUCUCUGCACUGAAUUAUAUCAGCUCGGGGGGAGUGGCGAACGUCGGUGCGGGCGGCUUAGGCUUCCAGCAACCGACCAAGCUAGGCAAACAGAGUCAGUGGACGAACUGCAAUACGCUUGGGUGGUCGCGCCAGCGUGAUCAUUUGCAGCGGGUUCAGCUGAAGCUGAUUGACAUGUCGCCGUGCGAGAACAUCUCGAUCGCCACGGUCAAUAGCAUGUGUGCGGAAUCGGCCUAUCACAAGCAGGAUUGCAGUGAGGAAGAGUUUGCCGGCAGCCCGGUCAUCUGUUUGCUGCCGAGCGACCGACGUUGGGCGCUAGUCGGUAUCAGCUCCUGGCGUAUUGCUUGCGCACCGAAUGGGAUCGAGCGGCCACGGAUGUACGACAAAAUUAUACCCAACACUCCAUGGAUCCGGGACACUAUAACUGCCACAGUGUCGUGAGCUCACGUACAC
This is a messenger RNA of Anopheles maculipalpis, 3286 nucleotides long. RefSeq lists its product as uncharacterized. Gene Ontology annotation, biological process: proteolysis. The transcript is spliced from 7 exons. The coding region runs from base 65 to 3274 and encodes 1069 amino acids. NCBI's taxonomy places the organism in Eukaryota, Metazoa, Arthropoda, Insecta, Diptera, Culicidae. The record is from RefSeq and is a predicted model, not a curated record. Gene Ontology annotation, molecular function: protein binding; serine-type endopeptidase activity.